Messenger RNA from Salvelinus sp. IW2-2015, 2311 nucleotides. Its product is annotated as sodium/hydrogen exchanger 6. The record is from RefSeq and is a predicted model, not a curated record. Lineage: Eukaryota; Metazoa; Chordata; Actinopteri; Salmoniformes; Salmonidae. Gene Ontology annotation, cellular component: recycling endosome; plasma membrane. Gene Ontology annotation, biological process: regulation of intracellular pH; proton transmembrane transport; potassium ion transmembrane transport. Gene Ontology annotation, molecular function: potassium:proton antiporter activity; sodium:proton antiporter activity.
AAAUAAAAACAAUCACUUUUCCUUCCGGAAUCAUCCAUCUACUGUUGCUGUCUCCGCUUAGCUAGCUUGCAUGAAAUAUCUUUCUAGAAACCUGGAAUAACGACGACGUACUUUCUUUGAAGAUUGAAUCGUCAAAAUGGGUUACAAUAAAUUCCGAGUCAACGCUACUCGGAAGAUGUCGAAGACGUUAGCUCUGACUGUUCUAGCCUGUUUGUCGUUCUGCAUCUGUGUUUGCAGGGCAGAGGAUAGUGCCAUGGAAAACAUGGUAACAGAGAGGAAGGUUGAGGAUAACCACAGACAAGACAGUGCCGACCUGCUGAUUUUCAUCAUGCUCCUAACCCUCACGAUUUUAACCAUAUGGUUAUUCAAGCACCGUCGUUUCAGGUUUUUGCAUGAAACGGGACUGGCUAUGAUCUAUGGCGUGCUGGUUGGGGUGGUCCUGCGCUAUGGUAUCCACGUACCCCGUGACAUUAGUAACGUCACCCUCAGUUGCCAUGUCAAUGCCAGCCCACCCACACUGCUCGUCAACGUCAGCGGCAAGUUCUACGAGUACACGCUGAAGGGCGAGAUCAGCGCCUCUGAGAUCAGUGAUGUGCAAGACAACGAGAUGCUUCGCAAGGUGACCUUUGACCCUGAGGUGUUCUUCAACAUCCUCCUGCCCCCUAUCAUCUUCCAUGCCGGCUACAGUCUGAAGAGGAGACACUUCUUCAGGAACAUGGGGUCCAUCCUGGCCUAUGCCUUUCUGGGAACAGUCAUAUCAUGUUUCAUCAUUGGGUUGCUGAUGUACGGCUGUGUCACGCUGAUGAAGCAGGUGGGACAGCUUAACGGGGACUUUUUCUUCACAGACUGUCUGUUGUUUGGAGCCAUUGUCUCUGCAACUGACCCAGUGACGGUGCUGGCCAUCUUCAACGAGCUGCAGGUGGACGUGGAUCUGUACGCUCUGCUGUUUGGAGAGAGCGUUCUCAACGACGCCGUGGCCGUGGUGCUGUCCUCGUCCAUCGUGUCGUACCAGCCGGAGGGGGACAACAGUCACACCUUUGAGGUGAUGGCCAUGUUGAAGUCCUUUGGGGUGUUCCUGGGUGUCUUCAGUGGAUCCUUCGCCCUGGGAGUGGCCACCGGGGUCAUGACGGCGCUCGUCACUAAGUUCACUAAGCUGAGGGACUUCCAGCUACUGGAGACUGCUCUCUUCUUCCUCAUGUCCUGGAGCACCUUCUUAAUGGCAGAGGCCUGUGGCUUCACAGGUGUGGUGGCAGUGCUUUUCUGCGGGAUCACUCAGGCUCAUUACACCUUCAACAACCUGUCCCCUGAAUCACAGGACAGGACCAAACAGUUGUUUGAGCUGCUGAACUUCCUGGCAGAGAAUUUCAUCUUCUCCUACAUGGGUCUGGCCCUGUUCACCUUCCAGAACCACAUCUUCAACCCCACCUUCAUCGUGGGCGCUUUUCUGGCAGUGUUCCUGGGCAGAGCAGCCAACAUCUACCCCCUAUCCUUCCUGCUCAACCUUGGACGCAGGAACAAGAUCAGCUCCAACUUCCAGCACAUGAUGAUGUUUGCAGGGUUGCGUGGGGCGAUGACCUUUGCCCUUUCCAUCCGGGACACGGCUACCUACGCCCGUCAGAUGAUGUUCACAACCACCCUCCUCAUCGUCUUCUUCACUGUAUGGGUCUGUGGAGGCGGAACCACCCAGAUGCUUUCCUGCCAGCACAUACGUGUGGGUGUAGAUUCGGACGCAGAUAACUCAAUGAGCAUUACAGAGGGAUCAGAGCGGCGGAGCACCAAACACGAGAGCGCCUGGCUCUUCAGGAUCUGGUACAACUUUGACCACAACUACCUGAAGCCCAUCCUGACCCACAGCGGCCCUCCUCUCACUGUCACCAUGCCUGCCUGCUGUGGACCAUUGGCCAGAUGCCUCACCAGCCCACAGGCCUACGAGAACGAGUGCCAGCUGAAGGACGACGAUUCGGACCUCAUCCUGACGGACGGGGACAUCAGCCUGACCUACGGUGACAUCACGGUGAGCACGGACGCCAGCGGCGCCCACACCAGCGCCGGGCCCGCGGGCACCACCUCCGCCGUCAUCUCCGCUGACGACCUGGACCGCGAGCUGACGUACGGUGACAACGAGCUGGUGAUGAGGGGCACCCGCCUGGUCCUGCCCAUGGACGACUCCGAGCCCCCGCUCGCCGACCCACGACACCGCAUGCGGAUGUGAGGCGAAAGAGAGGCCAGAUGACCAAUUCACUCUACGUCCUGCUCCCCGCAGGAAUUAGAUCAACUAAGAUCAGCAAGAGACUGGUCUCUCUCUGUCUGU